Messenger RNA from Hippocampus comes (tiger tail seahorse), 2144 nucleotides. RefSeq names its product syntaxin 11b, tandem duplicate 1 (gene stx11b.1). Gene Ontology annotation, cellular component: presynaptic active zone membrane; SNARE complex; plasma membrane. The transcript is spliced from 2 exons. The coding region runs from base 837 to 1733 and encodes 298 amino acids. NCBI's taxonomy places the organism in Eukaryota, Metazoa, Chordata, Actinopteri, Syngnathiformes, Syngnathidae. Gene Ontology annotation, biological process: intracellular protein transport; exocytosis; synaptic vesicle fusion to presynaptic active zone membrane. The record is from RefSeq and is a predicted model, not a curated record. Gene Ontology annotation, molecular function: SNARE binding; SNAP receptor activity.
UGCCCUCUUCAAAGACCGUGAGAAAUGUGGGACUUCGGGUAGUGUCAACAAGAAACAAAACGACCAAUAAAUGCUGUCUACGCCCCAAAUGAAGGCAUCAAUGAAUUAGAACGUAAUGGACAUUUUUUGUUUGUUAGAAGCGACAAUUUUCACGGGAAUCGAUGAUCACGCCGUACGUAAACUUAAUAUUUGCGAGUUACUCCUGAACGCAACAGCAUGGCAAAAGUUAAACACGAGCAUGUUUUGACACUGGUCAAAUCGAUCACGAGACGCCACUUAAUUUAUUGACAAACUUUACAAAAACCUUAAUUUCCGACUUUCCCAUCUAUUAUUCAAUUUUUUUCUUUAUUUUCAAGACCGUUGCUAAAAGCAGGUUGGCCCCACGAUACGCCAGCGUGUUCGCCAUAUUGAAUGUGUCAACAGACUAGAAAUCUCAGUUCGUUUUCCUCGCUCUUCUGUUUAAAUUAAGAUUACCAGUAACAAUCCUAAACCGAAUUUCAAACAGCCAUUGUAAGCAAAAUCAGUGAACGCAACAAACGCGGUGCUUAAUUUGGGUCAAUUUAGUCAUUCAAUUUAGUCACUUCAGAUCGGUGCUCCAGCUGCUGAUCACACCUUUUUUUGGUUACUUCACGUCACAAACCCACCGGUCUUCAUUCCUACCUCAUGACUUCUGACUAUCGCACAAAAGCCAACCGACGUCGGCGGCCGGUGAUUUCUGAUCCCUGCAUGCAGAUGUAGGGCGCCCCCAUUGCUGCUCGCUGCACUUUGGGAUGGUGCUAAGAUAUCAGGCACCUCAAAUUUAAGACAGACAUUGGACACACAGCAAAGCUCACACCAUGAGGGACCGACUGAGCAACAUGCAGGAAUUGUCCAGCAACCACGUGGAAUCGAUGGAGUAUUCCGAGUCGGCUUUAUCGGACUCCCUUAGCAACGUGGACUUGGAGGACGAGCUCCCCCAUGAGGCGGUGGUGUUCGACAACAGCCCCGCCGUGGCAAAGAUCUUCGAGCAGGCGCAGGCCAUCCACAAAGACGUCCAGCUCAUUCGUCUGGAGGUGAAACGGCUGCGCGAGCAGAACUCUCGCAUGUUCCAGGGCGUCACCACCAUGAGCACCAUCAAGAGGGACGCAAACACCAUCGGCGCCGACAUAAAGACUCGGGCCGAGCGCGUUUUGUCCAACCUGCGGGACAUGGAUAACACGGCCCACAAAUUGGAUGAAAUCCACGGCCCCAAUUCAGCCGUCACGCGCAUCGCCCGGACCCAGUACGCCUGCCUGAGCAACGGCUUCCGUGACGCUAUGUUUGAUUAUAAUGAGGCGGAAAUGAGCCACCGAGACAACUGUAAAGCCCAGAUCCAGAGGCAGAUGGAAAUCGUGGGGCGCGACGUGACCGGCGAUGAGGUGGAGGAGAUGAUCGAGAAAGGCCACUGGAACAUCUUUACCGACAACAUCAUGGCGGAGGGCAAAACGGCCCGCACGGCUCUAUCCCUGAUCGAGAAGCGUCACCAGGAACUGGUGGACCUGGAGAACCGCAUCAAGGGGGUCCACGAGAUCUUCCUGGAUGUCGCCCUGCUGGUGGAGGAGCAAGGCCCCAUGCUCAACUCCAUCGAGACCAAUGUUCAGAAAACAGACGAGAACUUGCAGGAUGCGCUCUUUAAACUCGGCAAGGCCAAGCGUCACGACAGGAACAAUCCGUUUAAAAAGAUGUUUUGUAGUUGCUUCCCUUGCUUUGACUAAAGCGAGGAGUGAAAGCCCGUGUGAAUCCACAAGUUACACAAACACUCGACACAAGAUGUGACCCACGGCUGCGUUGUGUGUGUGCCACGUGUUUCCCGUUUAAUGAGUGAAACAGAGGGAGGAGUUUCAAUCAGAAUUUCCUGCAGGGUGAAUUUUCUGUUUCCAGGAAGUGAAACGCGGAAGUUAGUGAGAGACGCUGGGAUAAAAAUACUUUCGAGAUUACGCUCGGGUUAUUUGUUUGAAAGAAUUCUCACAGGUAGGAGAACAGGAAACGAGAAAAUGAGUUUCCACACGGAGAAUGAUCAUAAUGACAAAACAAUGACCAUCACGCAAUCAGACUAUAUUUCGCAAAACAUAAUUCCGAGUCAUAGUCUCAAAAUUAAUUUCCAAUAUGUCCUCAUCCAGUCAAAA